UCACAUUAAUCCUCAUUGAUUUAGUUUCAUUAAAAUAUUUAAAAAGUAUCCGUGCAGAAGUGGGAAAUAUCUUAAAUCCGAGGUGUCUGGAAUGCAGCAUUUGCAGGUGUCUGAUGUUAGGAGUAAACUCAACGAGCUGUUCAAUAUCUUCAUCAUCAAUAUCUGGAUUUCUCUGCACAAUUACGAUGAAAAGCUUGCUGUUUUUCAUCCUCUUGUUACAUUUGAAUGGUGUGUUUGGUGAGUCCGUGUACAUGCAUGUGCUGGAGGGAAAUCCUGUCUUUCUCCACGCUGAUGUUACUGACAUAAAGAAAGUUUAUUUGAUAUGGUCGUACAGAAGUUCUAUAAUCGCUAAAUUGGAUGGAGGGACUCAGAAAAUCUCACUGUAUGAUGUUGAUGAAGGGAUAUUUGAAGACAGACUGCAGUUGAACAACCAAACUGGAUCUCUCACCAUCAAUGACAUCAGAACUAAUCACUCUGGACCCUAUCAACUAAAGAUCUUCAGCAACCAGACAUCAAUUAAAAUGUUCAAUCUUUCUGUACAACAUGUGUUCUUAGCUGAUCUAGAAAACAAGAGUAAAGGAGAUUCAGUGACUCUUAACACUGGAGUGACGGAAAUGAAGAAACACAAUCUAAUGGUGUGGAUGUUUGGUGCUUUAAAUCCAGACGUUCUUCUUGCAGAAAUCAAAAUAAACACUUAUAACAUCACGUAUGGUUUUGAUGAGAGAUACACAGACAGAGUUCAUCUGAAUCAUGACUCUGGAUCUCUGACCAUCAGAGAUCUCAAACCUACAGACACGGGAGUUUAUCAACUACAGAUCUCCAACAACAAUGAGACCAUAUACAAGAGAUUCAACGUGUUUGUUGCCGAUGUAGAACCAGGUCUGUCUUUGUGGAAUAAAUUGGCGAUUGGUGCAGGUGUAGGUGCUGUUCUGUUGUGUGUGGCUGGAGUUCCAACUGUGAUUAACUGUCUCAAAACGUGUAAAGGUAAAUAAUUUAGUGGACUGAAAAUAGUUAAAAAGAUCCAUUUUAUUUUAUAAAACCCAAAAUAUUUGUUUUGUUAAAAUUGUUCAAAUGAUUUUACAUACAUUUUCACAACCAUUUCACUGAAUUAAUAUUUUUAGUGUAUUUUUUUUUGGAGCACAGUAGGAGCGGCAUUAGGCACCUCAUAUUGUGAUAUCUGAAUACAUCUUUUUUUUAGCAUACAAAAAAAGUCAGUGUAUAGUAACCAUUUGUGUCAAAAAUUCUUAAUAAUUGCCUGUGUUUGUUCUCUGUUUUUGUAUGAGACGGAUUAAAACUAUCCUCUGGAGGAGAUGAGGAAGGUGGACUUAGUCUUUCAAACAGUGCUCCCCACCCGUCCCCCUGUUCACUUUCACCAGACGUUUGAUCACAAACUCUAUUUCCCAGUAUCCCUUGCACUUCCCGCCAUCUUAGAUUAUACCGCUCCUGCCAGUCAUUUGUUUGAACUAUUUUAGUUUCCCCUUAUGCUUUUCACCGUGUCGAGUAUUGUUGUGAACUUCUUGUUUGUACAAACCAUUUUAGGAUUACCUACCUGUUUUUGGAAUUACCUGUUUUUAGACACGAUUGGAUGAUGUGUGGACUUAAAUUUGUGUUUGAACAUUGACUGUGGAUUACUAACCUGUUAUUUGGCAUUACCUGUUUUUGAUGCCUGUUUGGCUUACAUGAUUUUUCUGUGGUAAACACUCUUCCCCAAAUUUCGUGGCGUGCUCGUCCAUUUUAAACCCUUCCAUUGUUACAAGAGUAUACUGGAAUAACAAUUGGGGAAACAAGUUUCCCUAAGCAAUGACAUUCUUACUUUGAUGUCAACAAUGAACGCCAAGACAGUGCAUGCACAUGCACAAACAAUACACACCUACAUAGA
Molecule: messenger RNA, 1879 nt
Organism: Triplophysa dalaica
Lineage: Eukaryota; Metazoa; Chordata; Actinopteri; Cypriniformes; Nemacheilidae
Exons: 4
Coding region: 114-992 (292 amino acids)
Source: RefSeq, a predicted model, not a curated record